Messenger RNA from Amorphotheca resinae ATCC 22711, 1755 nucleotides. RefSeq lists its product as hypothetical. Lineage: Eukaryota; Fungi; Ascomycota; Leotiomycetes; Helotiales; Amorphothecaceae. Gene Ontology annotation, molecular function: antiporter activity; xenobiotic transmembrane transporter activity. Gene Ontology annotation, biological process: xenobiotic detoxification by transmembrane export across the plasma membrane. The record is from RefSeq and is a predicted model, not a curated record. The coding region runs from base 1 to 1755 and encodes 584 amino acids. The transcript is spliced from 4 exons. Gene Ontology annotation, cellular component: membrane.
AUGCAGCACUCAAUGGCCAAUUCCUACCGACGGCCCAGCUUUGUGGCAUUUGGCGGUUCAAGGCCUGCUGUAACUCCUCAGCACGCAGAAGCUGCAUGGCUCACAAAGAAGGAGAAAAAGCAAUCGAGGAAUGAGGAGCUCAGUCUCCUACGAGACAAUCAUCUUGCCCCACCAAAACAUCCCGAAUCUCCGAAACGUAGCGCAAUCAGCCAGUUAUACAAAAGGAUUUUCAGCACGAAGAGACCAAAGACUGAGAUAGACGAGGAAGCUCCUUCAGUAGUACCUGCGCUCACAGCUGAGCCGUCAGAAACGUCAGUUUUAUUACCCAAUGGCCCUCAGGAGACCCCUCGAGCCCGCCAUGAACGGCUAAACCAACAAUGGGAAGCGGCCGUAGCUGCAGGAGUAAUCAAGACUACAUGGCAGCGAGAAGCAAAGACCCUGUUCAGAUACUCGAGUCCUUUAGUCGUUACAUUUAUUUUACAAUAUUCCCUCACGGUGGCCAGUAUAUUUACAGUUGGCCAUUUAGGUAAGGUGGAGCUUGGUGCAGUGAGCUUGGCCAGUAUGACUGCAAAUAUUAGCGGUUAUGCCAUUUAUCAGGGUCUGGCUACGAGUUUGGAUACACUAUGUGCUCAGGCAUAUGGAUCCGGGCGGAGGCACCUUGUCGGUCUCCAAUUGCAACGAAUGGUUUACUUCCUUUGGACAUUGACUAUUCCCAUUGGCAUUGUCUGGCUUUGUGCCGAACAAAUUCUGCAAAGGAUAGUACCUGAACAGCGUUCAGCCGAGCUUGCUGGCCUGUAUCUACGAAUUCUGCUUCUCGGGGCUCCUGGAUAUGCCUGUUUCGAGAGCGGCAAACGAUUCGUCCAGGCCCAAGGGUUGUUUUCAGCUACGACCUACGUACUUCUGGUAGCAGCACCGCUGAACGCCCUGAUGAACUGGCUGUUUGUUUGGCAUUUCGAUUGGGGUUUUGUAGGGGCCCCAAUUGCCGUUGCUGUGACUGACAACCUACUGCCUUUGUUUCUUUUUUGCUAUGUAUACUUUGUAGAUGGCAAACAGUGCUGGAAUGGGUUUACCAAGAAGGCGUUCAAGAAUUGGGGUCCAAUGAUCAGACUGGCUCUUCCUGGUCUUCUGAUGGUAGAGGCGGAAUUUCUGGCCUUCGAAAUCCUUACCCUUGCAUCGAGUUAUUUCUCAACAACUCAUCUCGCAGCACAGAGUAUCUUAAGUACUCUCACGGCUCUUACAUUCCAGAUACCAUUUCCAAUUUCCAUUGCUGCUUCCACCCGUGUCGCCAAUCUCAUCGGAGCCACACUGGCGGAUGCUGCAAAGACAAGUGCUAAAGUGGCCUUCUUUGCUGCCGGCAUUGUCGGAAUGUUCAAUGUGGUCCUGCUUUCCUCGCUCCGUAACUACAUCCCACAACUUUUCACCGAUGACCAGGGCGUCGUCGACUUGGUUGCCCAGGUGCUACCAUUGUGUGCUGCGUUCCAGCUCUUUGAUGCAUUAGCAGCAAAUUGCAACGGACUGCUGAGAGGCUUAGGACGGCAAGAAAUAGGAGGAUGGGUCAACCUUUUCUCAUAUUAUGUAAUCGCCAUGCCCAUAUCUUUCGGCACCGCUUUUGGACUCCAUUGGAAUCUGGAGGGGUUAUGGACUGGCGUUGCGAUUGCACUCGGCUUGGUUGCUGCCCUUGAAGGAUGGUUCCUGUAUCAAGCAGAUUGGGAUCAAGCGGUCGAGGAUGCCCAGAAUAGGAAUGCUGCUGGGUAA